This is a messenger RNA of Physcomitrium patens, 1360 nucleotides long. Lineage: Eukaryota; Viridiplantae; Streptophyta; Bryopsida; Funariales; Funariaceae. The record is from RefSeq and is a predicted model, not a curated record.
UUACUCCACCGCGUCGCAGCCCUCGCCUACUCACGCACCAUCGCUCAAUCACACUGUCUUUCCUUCACCAAUUUCGGUACAUCCUUUGUCCUACUUUCAAUUUUUCCUUCACGAAGUUUUUUUUGUUUUGAGAUUUAGUCAUAUUUUGUCUGCAAGCGAUUUGAAUGAUUAUAAUUCUCAGGGUUUCGUGUUGGAGGUUUUUAUCUAGAAAUUUUGAUCAGUCGGGGAACCAGUUGAGUGUAAAAUUUCACUCGAACGAACAGUGUAGCAUCGUCGAUUUUUUUUAACGAUAAAAUAUGGUACUGAUUUCGACUGACUGCUAGGAGUGUAAUAAAUUAAAAAAGCAUUCGAAGAAGAGAGGCUUAUCGUUGGAAGAAAAGCGGGACAAGAUGCUUGAAGUUUUUUAUGAUAGCCAAAGCUUUUUCCAGCUGAAAGAUCUGGAGAAGCUUGGACCUAAGAAAGGGGUUAUAAGUCAAUCAGUCAAAGAUGUGGUGCAGAGCUUAGUGGAUGAUGAUCUUGUUUUCAAAGAUAAGAUCGGAACUUCUGUGUAUUUUUGGAGCCUUCCAAGUCGAGCUGGGAAUCAGCUGCGGCAAGUGCGUGCAAAACUGGAGAGCGAUUAUGCAAUUUCAAAAAAGCGAGAGUCUGAACUGGAGGGCAAGCUGGAGAGUUCCAAAGAAGGUCGAGAGGAUUCGAAUGAGCGACAAGCUGCGUUAAUAGAGUUGAAUACUGUGGAAAAGAAACAUAAAGAACUUCAGGAGGAGAUCAAUAAGUAUGCCGAUAAUGAUCCAGCAGUUUAUGAAGCCAUGAAGGAUGCAACCAAGGUAGCCCAUGAAUCUGUCAAUCGGUGGACUGACAACAUUUUCGCACUACAGAAGUGGUGUUCGAAGAAAUUCCCGGAAGCACGAGAUAAGCUUGAAGAGUUGUACAAAGAGGUUGGUAUUUCUGAGGACUUCGAUUACGUGGAGUAAUUUUGAGCCAUAUGCUCUUGUCACAAAGACUGGUGUAUACCUUCCAGGUUUGGACCAAUUUCCUGACUAGUUCAUCUAUUCUAGUGUUUCACCUCUUUGCACAUCAAGCAAUCUGGGUGAAGAGUUUCACUCCACCCAGAUUCUUUACAUUUAGGAUGGUCCCGUGCUCGUUUGCACCGCAAAUUUUUGUUGACUAGUCGAUCGCAGCACCUGAAAGUAUAUCGUGCACCGCACGACUUUACAGAACCCAAAUUUCCCUGACUGGGGAUUAUUUCUAGCACAUAAGUUUACACGGCAAGCGUAUGUACUGUUGCACCAAUUGUUGCCACUUUUAUGUCUGCAUUCAUAAUGUUGUCUGUCCUCAUCCCGAGGUUCCCUUGAGGUCUCAUGAA